AUGUCGAGAAAUUCACUGGUGACAUCUGCAACAGGACCCGAAACCAGCUCCCUACAAGGUCUUUCAACACCAAAACUCAACGGCACAACAUCAAAUAAAUCCCGAAACGAACCAAACACAUCUAUCAUAGAGAAGAAACCUACUUCAUUUGAUAUAGCACAUGAGAUUGAGCGUGAAUUAGCAAGGGCCACAGAAUUGCUAGAUAAAAACGACAAGGAAAUAGGCGUAAAAAUUGAUUCUGCGUUGAAGAGAGUCUCGGCAUUGAAACAGAGGAAUAAAUAA
Messenger RNA from Lodderomyces parapsilosis, 282 nucleotides. RefSeq lists its product as uncharacterized. The transcript has a single exon. Lineage: Eukaryota; Fungi; Ascomycota; Pichiomycetes; Serinales; Debaryomycetaceae. The record is from RefSeq and is a predicted model, not a curated record. The coding region runs from base 1 to 282 and encodes 93 amino acids.